UAUUUGGGACACAGUUGUUAAUGGAAGAAUUCAUGUAUAAAUACAAAAUAAGAAAGGCAAUCUAAUCUUUGAGGAAAUGGCAGGAUUCCUAGACAACUUCCGGUGGCCAGAAUGUGAGUGUAUUGACUGGAGUGAAAGAAGAAAUGCCAUCGCUUCCAUAGUUGCAGGCAUAUUGUUUUUCACAGGUUGGUGGAUAAUGAUAGAUGCUGCAGUAGUUUACCCUAAGCCAGAACAAAUGAACCAUGCCUUCCAUACCUGUGGGGUGUUUUCAACACUAGCUUUUUUCAUGAUAAAUGCUGUAUCAAAUGCACAGGUGAGAGGAGACAGCUACAGUGACGGAUGUUUAGGAAGAACAGGUGCUCGUGUCUGGCUCUUCAUUGGCUUUAUGUUGAUGUUUGGUUCACUUAUUGCUUCUAUGUGGAUUCUUUUUGGAGCAUAUGUUACACAGAACACUAACGUUUAUCCUGGAUUAGCAGUGUUUUUCCAAAAUGCGUUGAUAUUUUUCAGUACGCUGAUCUACAAGUUUGGAAGAACAGAAGAGUUAUGGGGAUGAGAGAUCACGUAUAGCAUUGUCUAUGCCAUAGUUGCUAUGUCGUACUAUGUAUGUAGAUAUAUUUACAUUUAUUUGUUCUUGUUUUGCUUUCUAAAUUGUAUGAACUGAGACAAAUUCCGGUUUUCGUAAUAAGCUCCCUCUUUUCACAGGACAGACUUGUGAAUAUGUACAUAUGACUGUAUAUAUCUUAAAAAGGGAACGCCAGGCUUUCUUUCUGAAGUCUUCGGGCUCAUUUCUUCAAAUACAUGGGUUUCCAUCAGCUCCCAAGACUUGAUCUUACCAAACCUUCACAUGUGUCAGAGACUUCAGUGGCGAUAUUAGUGAACAAGCAGGAU
This is a messenger RNA of Balearica regulorum gibbericeps (East African grey crowned-crane), 888 nucleotides long. Lineage: Eukaryota; Metazoa; Chordata; Aves; Gruiformes; Gruidae. The record is from RefSeq and is a predicted model, not a curated record.